AUACGAGUAGAAGAUGAAUAUACAUAUUACACUGAUGGCGACCCGUUGGUCGUUGGAGCUAAAGUAAAGUUAAGAAAUCCACAAAAACGAAACGUUGUUGAAACUUACACGACCUCAAACAGCACAGAACUGCUGUUUGACGAUCUUGAAGAGGCAUACUACAAUUUAGAAGUGAGUGCAGACAGGCAUACUUCAUACAGUGCUGUAAUUCUGGCAUCUCCAGCCAACCCAAAUGUAACAGUCUUCCUACAGAGAACGGCAGUGAAGUAUAGCUGGACUGUUACACCUGUUACAUACCAGGACAAAUACAUUGUCACCUUAGAUUCAACAUUUGA
Owenia fusiformis is the source of this 335-nucleotide messenger RNA. The record is from the annotation of a GenBank genome assembly. Lineage: Eukaryota; Metazoa; Annelida; Polychaeta; Sabellida; Oweniidae.